AUGUUUUAUUAUUUGCUAAUUAUUUUGCUAGUAUUUUAUAAAGAAUAUCAUAAAAUGCAAAAAAUAAUUUAGCCUAUUACAAUAAUCCCAUAUUAGUUUUUAUUUCUCACAUCUCACUUUAAUGAGAAUUACUUGGCAUGCUAUUUGUCAUUUAAGGAAAAGAUUGUUGGUUGCUCUAAUAUUAUUGAAGACAUGAAGAUAAGCUUCUAAGAGAUGAUGUAGAAGAAGAAUUUCUUAGCUCUACAUUAGUGCUUUCUUCAAAGUUAUUAAGUAAUUUAUUUUUUUUAUUUUUUUGAAUAAAAUAAGCAAUAACUAUUGUUAAAGUGUAAAGUAGCAUAACAAAAAAUGAUAUAUGCUAUAAAUCAUAAGGGUUAUAUCGUUUUGAGUGAUUAUCCUCUUGUUAAGAAUCCUCGCUAUAAUUAUAUUAAUGCAUUUUAUUAACUUAAUAAAUUGAUUUUAUAUUUUUUUGGUUAACUUUCAAUAAUUAGCUAGCUGAUCAAAAUCAAGUUUAUAUUUGAUAUUUUUGAUAUAAGAAAAAGAACGAAUAUAAAUAUCUUAAAAUUAUUUAAUGGUACUAAAUAGAUAAAUAAAUAUUUUUGCAAAAUAACAGAUGAUGUCAACCAAGCUAAAGUUAUAUUCAUAUAAUUUUAAGAAAUACAGUAAUUCAUGCUUGCUUGA
Messenger RNA from Tetrahymena thermophila SB210, 678 nucleotides. RefSeq lists its product as hypothetical. The transcript has a single exon. Lineage: Eukaryota; Ciliophora; Oligohymenophorea; Hymenostomatida; Tetrahymenidae. The record is from RefSeq and is a predicted model, not a curated record.